AUGAAAGUACAAUAUAUUGUCCAUCAAACGUUCGUUAUUUUCAUUGUUGUGAAUGGUCUUCAAUGUAUUUCUGUUCUAAUACCAUCUACUGAUACACAAGAUCAAUUCAAUACAACAAUGUGUGUUGCUUCUUCAUUUAAAAAACACAAAAAUAAAAAUAAUAUUCGAACAUGGAAAAUUCCACCUAUUAUGGCAUCAUCUUGGUCAGCAGCAACAACAUAUUAUCAUAUGUCAAAUGGUGAUACAGGUUGGGGUUAUUUUUGGUAUGAUGCAUCUCAUCAAGCAAUUCGAACUGAUUUUUAUCCAAUGUGUCCUUUUUUACAAUUAUAUCAAUCUGUUCAAAUAUGUUGUAAUUAUACAUUUCCAGCAUGGCAACCGGAUUGGUUAUGUCAAAGUAAUGCUACUUUUAAUGGAACAAUCCUUAUUAAUGGACAACUAGCAGAUUUCUGGAUGAUUGAAUGGUUUUCUAAUUUUACUGGUGAAGGACCAGUAUGUAAUAUUCGUAAUAUGUAUACUCAAGUUGAUUCACAUAUUCCAAUACAUUUUCGAGAAGAUCUUGAUACUGGUUAUAUUGAUUUUCAUGAUUAUGUUGAAGGUCCUAUUGAUCAAACAAUAUUUACAUCAGUUAUUAAUGGUUAUAGUCCUUGUCAUCAAGGUCAUGGACAUAGUGGAAAUAGUGAUAAAACAUGUACUAGAUACAAUUCAUAA
Molecule: messenger RNA, 708 nt
Organism: Rotaria sp. Silwood1
Lineage: Eukaryota; Metazoa; Rotifera; Eurotatoria; Philodinida; Philodinidae
Source: the annotation of a GenBank genome assembly